CGGAAGUCGCGAGGGCCGCGCAGUCUAACUUCCGGUAGCGGCGGCAGAGUGGAAGCGGGAGGCCCGGAGGUAGGGAGGCCCGAGCAAGAUGCCUUACGCCAACCAGCCCACGGUUCGGAUCACUGAGCUCACCGACGAAAAUGUCAAGUUCAUCAUAGAGAAUACAGACUUGGCGGUGGCCAAUUCUAUUCGGAGGGUCUUCAUCGCAGAGGUCCCCAUCAUAGCCAUCGACUGGGUUCAGAUUGAUGCCAAUUCCUCAGUCCUUCAUGAUGAGUUCAUCGCACACAGGCUUGGGUUAAUUCCUCUUACUAGUGAUGACAUCGUGGACAAGCUGCAGUACUCCCGGGAUUGCACAUGCGAAGAGUUCUGCCCUGAGUGCUCAGUAGAGUUCACGCUCGACGUGCGGUGCAAUGAAGACCAGACGCGCCACGUCACCUCUCGAGACCUCAUUUCCAACAGCCCCCGAGUGAUUCCGGUGACGUCCCGUAACCGAGACAACGAUCCCAAUGAUUAUGUGGAGCAGGAUGACAUCCUGAUUGUCAAGCUGAGAAAGGGCCAGGAGCUGAGACUUCGAGCCUAUGCCAAGAAGGGCUUUGGCAAGGAGCAUGCCAAGUGGAACCCAACUGCAGGGGUGGCUUUUGAAUAUGAUCCGGACAAUGCCCUGAGGCAUACCGUAUACCCCAAGCCUGAGGAAUGGCCAAAAAGUGAGUACUCAGAGCUGGAUGAAGAUGAGUCACAGGCUCCUUAUGAUCCCAACGGCAAGCCAGAGAGGUUUUACUACAAUGUGGAGUCCUGUGGCUCUCUGCGCCCUGAAACCAUUGUCCUCUCGGCCCUCUCUGGAUUGAAGAAGAAGCUGAGUGAUUUACAGACUCAGUUAAGCCACGAGAUCCAGAGCGAUGUACUAACCAUAAACUAACUGCAGCUUGCCUAUACAGUAGGAAUUCAAGGCAGCAGCUGGAGUUCAGGUCUCCAAAGGCCUUCCAGUUUCUGGGCUCUGGGCGGCUGCUUCUCAAGCUUUGCAACAGGUCACCAGGACCAGCUAGUUGGGAGUUGCAGAGAGAUUAUCAAGAAUACCUCUCUGUUAGGCAGGGCUGAUUUUUGCAAGACAUUGUAGUAGUGCUUGUCAGAACCCAAAGCAUCCGGUCCAUCCUGUUUCCCAGUACAUCGGUAGGGGUCUGUCCUGCUCCCCUGUUGAGAACACUGGACUUCUCUCCUGGUCAUUCCAGCUCUUUAAAGCCUUUCUGUCCAAAAGGAGUUUUCACAGCUGUAUGUAAGGUUUCUGGUAUUAGGAUUGGGUGCUGGAACCUUUAUCCAAGCAGACUGUAAACCCUCUGGUUCUUCCCUCAGGGGCCAACCUACUGGCACUGUGAAUUCCUAGGUGUCCCUAAUUUGAGAAGUAACUCUUUGCGAACAGAACAUCAGACCCUGGCUGUCUUCUGCCUCCACAAACAGACAUGCUCUUACUCUCUACCCACCGAUUCCUAACGAACUCCUUCCCUGCCAGCAGCCUCAUCAUUCAGUUUGGUGGUGGCAGAUGAACAGAACCAUAGGUUCUCUCCCAUGUAUUUCUUUCUCCUAGUGAAGGUUCUGGUCCUGCUUCCUUAGCACUGUCUCCAGGUAGGAGCAAACUGAGAGCAGCUAGCUAGGUAGCCUGGAGAAAAGCAGAGAUCGGUAUAGAAAAAAAGGGAUAUUUAUUGAUUUAACAAUAGUUGUCUUUUGAAAAGUUUUUAUUUUUGGCAAUAAAGAGCACAACAUAAUCUC
Cavia porcellus (domestic guinea pig) is the source of this 1761-nucleotide messenger RNA. It is a transcript of the gene Polr2c, whose product is annotated as RNA polymerase II subunit C. Gene Ontology annotation, cellular component: RNA polymerase II, core complex. The transcript is spliced from 9 exons. The record is from RefSeq and is a predicted model, not a curated record. Gene Ontology annotation, molecular function: protein dimerization activity; DNA binding. Gene Ontology annotation, biological process: DNA-templated transcription. Bases 89 to 916 code for a protein of 275 amino acids. NCBI's taxonomy places the organism in Eukaryota, Metazoa, Chordata, Mammalia, Rodentia, Caviidae.